Penicillium paradoxum is the source of this 3429-nucleotide messenger RNA. RefSeq names its product dDENN domain protein. The record is from RefSeq and is a predicted model, not a curated record. The transcript is spliced from 6 exons. The coding region runs from base 1 to 3429 and encodes 1142 amino acids. Lineage: Eukaryota; Fungi; Ascomycota; Eurotiomycetes; Eurotiales; Aspergillaceae. Gene Ontology annotation, biological process: regulation of Rab protein signal transduction. Gene Ontology annotation, cellular component: cytoplasmic vesicle.
AUGCCAUCGUCAAGCCCAUCGGACGGCGCUCCCCUCGCCGACUACUUCUGGAUAGCUGGUGUGGAUGGUACAGAGAUCCUGGAUACCUUUCAAAGAUUGGGAGAAGAUUACCGUACCAAUGGCGCGACCUCUCCCAGUUCAGCGCUCGCCGACACCAUUCAGGAGGAUGCCGAUGCGGAGGAGGAACACAACCUCGAGGGUACCCCUCGGCCAAACUCGACACUCUGGACUGGCGCCGGUGGGCGCAGCUCCGUCCAGCGUUUAUCCACGCUCUCAAGGAGCUCAGGGGGGACGAUUACCGGCGGCACCAACAGUAAUCGCAGCAGCAUGACCGUCAAAGGUGCCUCAUCCCCCCUGCGUGCCUCCGCGAUGUUCAACGAGGACUUCGACUUCGACUCCGCGCUGUUCAAGUUCGCCAACGAGCGAGAAUCCUUUUUGACCGACUUGAGCUUGAGCGCUGGCGCUAUAACCCCGAAUACCCGCCCGCGAUCCCGCGUUCGUACACAGAAGAUCGUCUCCGAUGAUUCGCCCUCCCCUGGCGGUAACUUGCUCAGGUCAGGCAUUGGCAGUGUACGACGACACAUGGCCUUCCGAGAUAUGAAUAGUAUGAAGCGGCAGCCGUCGGUUGCUCGCCAGGGUGAGAACUCUCUUACUACACUCUACCGGGAUCCGCAUUCUUCGAACGACUGUGGCUCGGAACCGAGGAUGGAUAAAUGGGCUAACGGUGAAUUGUCUCUAGCUUCGGUCCGAACUUCCAGGCGACUUAGUAAUUACAAUUCGGUAAUUCCUGCCCCGCAACCCCUCGAGAUCCCCAGCACAAUGCACCCGUUAAAGCGACGAUUCGAGCCGGUUCUCCUCGACCGAUACCCCACACGCGGUAUGCCGGACGAGACGAAGCAACGCGGUAACUUCCCCGACUACGUUCCCAUGUUCGCCUUCCCCAAUGAUGUCAAUAUUGUCUCUUCCGAUCAGCGACCUCGCUCCACUUGGCACGGAUUUGCCAUGACAACGGAUAAUGGUUCCCGGCUGCACGCCAUCUGUGUGAUUAUCUGGAUACCUCUCAACCCGAAUGCCGCGGGAGAGCUCGAGAAGCGCUGUGAGGAAUGGCGGAAGGAUAACAUGACCGACGAGGAACGCGAGCUAGCUGCAAGCUUGGGCGAACGAUUGGCAUCAGAGCGGGCCAAAUUAUCACGUCUCCUAGCACAGCUCCCAACUGUCCAGUCGGGAUCUGAAUCUCGUGAACAACUCGAAGAUGAGAUCAGCGCUGUGGAAGAGAAGAUCGGAUUAAUGACCGAUCUUCUGCGUCCCGUCCGGCAUGGCGCAGCCUCGAAGAUUGAUGGCCUGACCGAUGGCGAUACAGGGUUCUGGAUUCCUCGUGCAUACGGCAUUUUGGGCCGAGAGAGCACCAUGACGAGCUUCUGGAAAGAAUGGCUCAAGGCUAUUGUGGUUCCCAUGACGGAGGGCAGCGUACAGCAUGUACCUCCUCCUUCACCGCGCAUGGGUGUAUGGCAGCCGCUGGAGCGAUAUGUCAUGAAUCUGUGUACAGAGGCGUUCGCACCGAUAACUUCGAAGACGCAGGUUGAACUUGCGAUUCGGGAGUUGCGAUUGUUCGCGCGGAAAGAGGCGCCUAAUGAGAUUCCUGGUUCUCGGAACACUGAUCUCUACGCCUUGUUCCGUACUUUGUCAGUUCCUAAUAUUAUCAUUCUCUUCGAGUAUGCUCUUACCGAAUCCCGCAUCAUCUUCUUGUCUUCUCACACCUCCAUGCUCUAUCUCGCGACCAGGGCAUUGGUCGAUCUUUUGUUCCCGCUAGAAUGGACGGGCGUUUUGAUUCCUGUUCUCCCUGCCCGCUUGAUUCAGGCCCUGGAGGCACCAUGUCCGUACAUUGUGGGCAUUGAACGUCGGUACGAGAAGGUGGAAUUGCCGACAGACGAUUUCGUCCUAGUUGAUUUGGACAACAACAUGAUCGAAAGUACCAUUCAACCGACCUCCCUUCCGCGUCAUCAGCGCAGGAAGCUUCUGUCUCUACUGCAACUAGCUGCUCCUCAGCACGGUCGAUACCAUAUUCCCACUGGGCCUCCUGCAUACGCAAUUGAAACCUAUCCAUGGGACUCGUUCAUGUCGGAGAGCAAGGCUACCUUUACAUCCAAAGCGCCUGCAACUAACCUCUCCAAAUAUUGCGUUCGGUGCAACCGCUGUACCCCCGGGUCCUAUUCCCCUCCAAUCUUCAAUGUCUUCCUGCACGCGCGAAAUGAGGCCGGUCCCUCUCGUGGAUACUCAUCUCGUGGGAGUGAGCGUCCAGGCACCAGUUCUACCAUGAGGGCCAGUGCUUCUCCACCCUCCCCAAGAGAGAGCUCGCCUACAUCGGGCUACUUCCCUCCUCCGCUAGCACCCUCGUCACGCAACGAUUCUGGAAUGGCCUUGCAAGCCUCCCUACGCGAGAAGCGCUCCGGUCACUUUGAUGCCGCUUCCCGCCGCAGCUCGUCGUUUGGAAUGACUCGACGUCCAAGUGCUCCGUUCCUAGGUCAUGCAUCGAACCUUUCAGUGACCACCCUCAAUACCGAUUACGGUGGAUCAACAUAUGCCCCGUCUGUAUAUGCACAGUCUACCAUUGCUGCGUCGACGAUCGUUCCACAAUCUACAACGCAGCCCAUGGGUAAUAACGAGGGCACUUGCUGGGCCGAGGGUCACUAUUUCCAAGUUCAACCAUGGGACGAUAAAUCGACAUGUGCCAUCUGUGAUGAACAGGCAGAGGAAGGCAUGUACAAAUGCUCUGCAUGCAAACUGACUGUCCACAACCGCUGUGCCUCCAUGGUGUGUCUGCCGUGUGAUGCAGCGUUCCAUCCCGAUCAAAUUCGUGCUGCAUUUGUCAGAUGUUUCGCUAGCUUGUUCUACACGUACAAGAAGUUCCUCGUGCCGGCCAGUGGCGACAAGAAGAAGUCUGGCAUGUAUUACAACUUCAAUAUGGAUGCUUUCAUGAAGAGUCUGCCGAGCGAGCAUGCAGAGUAUAUCGUGGUAUUGCAACAGACUCAAGGAUUCAACGAGUUCAUCAGUGACCGAGAGCGAACAAACCCGAAGUCGAAGGACCCGCGCAUGACUCUGUUCGACGAGAUCGUUUUGGCAAAGCGCAACCGUGGCCGUACAUCGAUUUUCUCUGGCCGCUCAACCACAGACUUCCUAUCAGAUACCUCGAAUCAUCUGUGGCGCACAGCCAACGCUACCUUCUACACGCCAACCAGCCGUAGCCAGCAGAAUCUUUCUACCGAUUACGGCAGAGUUCUUACCAGAGCACCGGCAAAAUUGGAUACCAGUCUGAUGACAGAGCCCCGCAUGAUCCACGGCGCGCCACGGGUUUCCAAGACGGCAAAUACUGCCCGCAGAAAGCCGCUGCCCAAUCUGAUGAAUGGACUCGCCAUCUCACCUCCCAGUUAA